AUGAGAAAGAUAACUUCCAUUCUCUCAGUUAUAAGAAUAAGGCGAAAUGUGAAAUUUCUUUUAGUAUUUUUCAUCUCGUGGAUAUUUCUUCUUGUGUAUUAUCUACAAGGAACUGUGAACAAGAAUGAAAAUAGAGCUUUAAGGCUUCGAGAUGUCACACAAACAGCUCUAGUUACCAAUAUACAAAAUUCCUCAAACUCAGAAAUUAUGGAACGCAGCAACUCUUUCGUUUCAUAUUCAUCUUCCGACAUUAUUCCACAAAUCUCAUGGGACUAUUUUGAUGAAAUGUCUUAUAUAAAACGUGGCUCAUUACGGACUGGUGAAGAUCCAUAUAUAAGAAAUCGAUUUAAUCAGCAGGCGAGUGAUUCGCUUCCUUCGAAUCGUGAUAUUCCCGACACGCGGAACGCUAAGUGUAGGAAGCGUAAAUACAAAAGCAAUCUACCAGCAACUUCUGUUAUAAUUACUUUCCAUAAUGAAGCUCGUUCCACGCUACUAAGGACUAUUGUGAGUGUUUUAAACCGCAGUCCGGAAAAUUUAAUUAAGGAAAUAAUAUUGGUCGACGAUUUUUCAGACAAUGCUGAUGAUGGUCUUGAAUUAGCAAAAAUAAAUAAAGUUCGAGUGAUUAGAAAUGACAAGCGGGAAGGAUUAGUUAGAUCGAGAGUGAGAGGUUCAGAAAUAGCUACAGCUAAUAUUCUCACAUUUCUCGAUUCCCACUGUGAAUGCAAUGAUAAUUGGCUUCCACCAUUAAUAGAAAGAGUAGCUGAAGAUGAUACUCGAGUUGUUUGCCCUGUCAUUGAUGUCAUUUCCAUGGAUACUUUUCAAUACAUUGGAGCUUCAGCUGAUUUGCGGGGUGGAUUUGAUUGGAAUCUUGUUUUCAAAUGGGAGUAUUUGUCGGAGAAUGAAAGGAAGCUACGUGGUCUCUUUGUGAUAAAUAAAGCGUAUUUUGAAAAACUCGGAAAAUACGAUAUGAAAAUGGAUGUUUGGGGAGGAGAAAAUCUCGAGAUUUCUUUUCGGGUUCAUUUAUGCGGAGGUUCUUUAGAAAUUAUUCCUUGCAGUAGAGGUGGAAGUGGAAAUGUUUUCGCGAGAAAUACGCGGAGAGCCGCAGAAGUUUGGAUGGACGAUUAUGUUCAGUAUUACUACGCAUCUGUUCCCUUAGCUAAGAACAUUCCAAUUGGAAACAUUGAUGAUCGAUUAGCAUUAAAAGAAAAGCUCAAAUGUAAACCUUUUAAAUGGUAUUUAGAAAAUGUUUACCCCGAGUUGACUGUGCCUGAGACUCGUGCAAAAGGAAGUAUUAGACAAGAUCACAAUUGCAUGGACACUUUGGGCCAUUUAGUAGAUGGAACAAUAGGUGUUUACCAAUGUCAUGAAACUGGAGGAAAUCAAGAAUGGGAGUUUUCAAACAAAGGUCAAAUUAAACACAUAGACUUAUGCUUAACUCUUGUUAAAUUUUCAAGAGGCUCAAUGGUUGUCAUGAAAUAUUGUGACGACUCUGAAAACCAACAAUGGGUUGUGAAAAAUAUAAAUCAUGAGGGACUAAUAAAACAUAGUAAGUUAAAUGUAUGUCUUGACUCAACGUGGGUUCAAGGAAAAGGAAUUACAGCUGAAAGAUGCAACAGCGCUUUAGAUACACAACAAUGGAGAUUCAUAUCAAAUUUGAUAUAAAUCUUUAACGAAUUAGCAACAAGACUGAAAUUUACAUAAUUUGUUGCUACAGAGUGAAGAAAAGAGAACCUUCUGUAAAAAAAUUUCUCUAUUUAUCAUCAUCUCCACCAUCAAACAGCGUUAUGACUUGUACCCAUGUCCAUUACUAUUCAGAUUGUUGCAUUGUGUCAAAAACUCUCCAACAUGAUGGAAAGACGAGUUGUUAUAAAUCUUUAUUCAAGAAUCUAGUGAACUUUGGAACUGUUGCAUGUGAGUGAGAACAUCUGAAAUUUUGAUAGACUUGUGACGAAUCUGAAUUGUUCGAGUUUAUGAAUUAAAAGGUUUAAAAUAUAAUUUUUCACAUUGUCUUUUUGAAAAAUUGAAACAAAUACUCAACUCAAUUUAAUGCAGUUGUAGACUGCAAACAUUGUCAUUAAAAUUUUUAUUAGAUGUGAUUAUGAAAUGCUUUUACAGUUCAUUAUGUCAAUAAAUUUUGUUGCAUUUAAGAAUUAAAUCUAUUUAUUUGGACACUUUCAAAAUUUAAAACAAUUCAGAUUAAAGUUCUGAAUUUCAUUUGUUAAGCAAAUCAUUAUAAAAGAAACUAGGAAAAUGUAAUAAAAUUGAAUUGAACUACAUUUUUAUUUAUUGUGGAGAAUUUUUAUUGUAAAUAUGUUUAAGUAAGUAGCUAUUCAUUAAUAAUUUGUUCUAUUAGAGGUUAAUUAAACGAGCAUCUAACUGCGUAAUCGAUAUUAUUUAGAUUUUUCUUGUUACACUCGACAACAUGAAAAUAUUGCUGAAGUGUAACGAGAAAGAAAACAAACAAUAAAUUUUUUAAGCAAAGCAAUCAAAAUGUUUUAGAAACUUUUCUUUUUAAUUCAUAAAUCAUUUCCAUGAAAUUAUUUAAUCAUUGAGAAGUUUUU
Clunio marinus is the source of this 2561-nucleotide messenger RNA. The record is from the annotation of a GenBank genome assembly. NCBI's taxonomy places the organism in Eukaryota, Metazoa, Arthropoda, Insecta, Diptera, Chironomidae.